Messenger RNA from Magallana angulata, 1134 nucleotides. Its product is annotated as meiosis expressed gene 1 protein homolog. The transcript has 2 exons. Gene Ontology annotation, cellular component: nucleus. The annotation marks the transcript as partial. The record is from RefSeq and is a predicted model, not a curated record. Lineage: Eukaryota; Metazoa; Mollusca; Bivalvia; Ostreida; Ostreidae.
AUUAUAAAACUUCUUGAUAUUUUCCCAGGUGUGUAUAGAAUAACAAAUAUGUCAGUGAAACCUACAAAGAUGGUGCGCGCAACAUCGUGGAGUGACGAUGUAGAAGAAGCGUAUCGGUUCCAGUUGGCCGGAUACAGGGACGCACAGGAUUACGCAGUCUGCAAAAAAGCCGAGACAGACAGAUGGCCACACAAUGGAUAUAUAAAGAAGCUGAUUCGUAAGGAUGGGUGCUGGUACUACGAGAGUGUUCCGACAAAGAUGUACCCAAGUGCAAACUAUAUUCCUAUUAAUUAUCUACUCCCUCUAGCUAGCUAAUUAACACUGAAUUAUAAAGACUGUGUCUGUAAAUAUUAUACAUGUAUAUGGGAAGUCUGCAUGUUAAAUAUCUGAGGUGUUACAAGCUUGAAAUUCUCUUUUUGUGUGUUUGUUUAAAAGUCUCUUAUUUAUAUCUUUUGAUGUUUUGAAAAUUUUCACUGAAACUAUUUCCCAAGCAUGAAACAUUCAGCUUCAUGUUCAUUCAUAUCAUCACCAUGUUAUAACAUGCUUCAUUUGUAAAAUAUUUUAUUUAUUUUGCCCAAAGUUGGCACGUUGAUAUGAUCGGUCACAGAUGUGGCCGACUGUGUGAAAUUCAAAUCACACUCAAGUAGAUUAUUUAUACACUAGCAUACUGUGGCCAUGUUAUAAAUAACUAUUACAUGAAUUAUUGAUUUGCACUCAUUCAAAUUUUUCCUCAUAAGAUGAGAAGUACUAUUGGAGAUCAGUAUUAACUAGCAUUUUGUUGGAUGUGACCUGAGUUAUAUUGUGACAGAGUACUAGAUAUUUGAAGUACGCAUUUUUAGAGUACUGAUUAAUUAUAAAAAGCAUUGUUGAUCAAUAAAUUGACAAACAAGAAACAUUCGUUUCUGGGUUAUUAUUAUUUUUUUUAAUAAAAAAAGACAAACUCUGGUUAAAAGAUGAGUUUACAGGACAGUGGUGUUGUAUGAUUUUGUUUUUCCUCGUUCUACUUGUUGUCAAUAGUUGAAGCAUGCAUAAUUACAAUUACAUAAUACAUCCCUAAUUAAUGUCUCAGAAGCAAUGGUCCAGCCACUACCUUUGUAUAAGUAUUGAAUACUUAGGACCAUUUCAUAGCUCUCA